Molecule: messenger RNA, 408 nt
Organism: Monosiga brevicollis MX1
Lineage: Eukaryota; Choanoflagellata; Craspedida; Salpingoecidae
Exons: 1
Source: RefSeq, a predicted model, not a curated record
CUGGCAUCUGCGCGGGCUGUUCACCGAAUGCAUGAUCCCAAUGACUUGGUGGCCCUGGCGCAGGUUGUGCAACAGGCUGACGACUACACACGAGCAACCGUUGGCUCAAAGUUGGAGCUAAUUACGCAACAGAUCCAGUUUUUGCAGCAACAGGCCCGCCAGGUACUGGAGGAGGCCAAAAAGGACGUGUCCCUCGCGCAUGCGCGCUGCAACUUCAAGCGCAUCCCAAACCGAAUCUAUCACUUGUAUCGGCGUACCAACCCGGACUUGGACGGGGAGAAGUACUUUUCCAUGCUCUCACCCCAGGAGUGGGGCGACCGGCUGCAGGAUGAGCACUUGGGCUCGUAUCGCUUGGAGCCCGACCACUCCUGGACCCCCAUUGAGCGAAUUGCGGAGCGCGAUGCUCGC